This is a messenger RNA of Topomyia yanbarensis, 1794 nucleotides long. RefSeq lists its product as uncharacterized. Gene Ontology annotation, molecular function: catalytic activity. The transcript is spliced from 3 exons. NCBI's taxonomy places the organism in Eukaryota, Metazoa, Arthropoda, Insecta, Diptera, Culicidae. Bases 511 to 1794 code for a protein of 427 amino acids. The record is from RefSeq and is a predicted model, not a curated record.
UGAAAUCCUCCGCAGUGAAUGCAGCUUUUACAGCAUUGAGCGAAGCGUUCCGUUUGCUGACCGACACACAUAAAACAGCGCUUGAAGCAUUAAAGGCUGAAAUGGAGAAAACCAGAAAAUCAGUGGAAUCCGCAACGACAUUGCCUGCAACUCCCAUUUCAUGGCCCGUUCCAAAUAGAGCUGGAGCCAAACGUGCUCGCGAGACCGAGGAUGAUAAAUCUCUUUCUAAAUCCGAUGUCCCCAGCCUAACGUGUGGCAAGAAAAAGGGUGAUGUAGCAAAGGUACCCACAAUCACUGUUCAACCCGCUACUAGUAAAUGCUGGAUUUAUUUGUCGCGAAUUGCCACCACCGUUUCUGAAGACGAGGUUGGUGCUAUGGUUAAGGAGUGCCUUUCAACGGACGAUCCGGUCGAAGUGAAGAAGUUAGUGAAAAAAGACGCAAAUUUGAGCGGGCUUAAUUUCAUUUCUUUCAAAAUUGGUUUUGACCCUAAACUUCGUGAAAUGGCCCUCAAUGCCGAAACUUGGCCGGAUGGGAUGUAUUUCCGCGAGUUCAUCGACUUUCGGCAAGAACGUACUAAUGACGGGAAGCAGGGGUUUCGGAAAACACCUCGACUGGGAUAAAUCCAUCGCAAAUAGCAGUUAUUUUAGACUACGCACCGACAAUUCGCCUGUUGAUCAACGGCAACCGGGACGCAUCGUAGAAAGCAAUAUGGAAUCCCCCAAUCCUCCCAGCACAGUCGUGCCUCUCGCAGUCAGCAGUAUCUUCAGUCGUCCCGGCCCUGUGUCUGGGAAUGGAGAGGGGGACUCCCAAAUUGCCCUCUUUGGCAACUCGAAUGCUUCCGACUGUCAAUUAAUAAGUCAACGAUGUCAGCCGUCAGCUGGAAACCUCCUGAGGAGCACUCCAACUUCCAUCACGGGUGCUACCAAUUCAUGCAGUUCACCCGCGCCUUCUGCUGUUAGCAGUCAUUCCAGUCUCCCCGGUGUGCAUUCCAGACGACGGAAUCAAGGAGUGCCGGUCAGCCUUCCGUGCCUAAUACCGUCGCCCAUCCAUUUAUACUAUCAAAAUGUGGGUGGCAUGAAUUCCUGUGCAAAUACCUAUCGCCUUGCUACCUCGGACUGCUGUUACGACAUUAUCGCAUUGACAGAAACAUGGCUAAAUGAGCAGACCCUUUCCAGCCAGGUGAUUUGCUCUGACUACGAGGUUCUCAGAUGUGAUCGGAGUCCUCUCAACAGCCACAAAUCCUCCGGAGGCGGUGUUUUGCUCGCUGUGCGUCGUGGAAUUAAAGUUCAACACAUAACAAAUGAUGCUUGGAACAGCAUCGAACAAGUAUGGGCAGCGAUAAAAUUGGGAAAUCGAACAUUAUAUAUAUGUGUGGUUUAUUUCCCUCCCGAUAAAAUUCGCAACUCUGCACUAGUUGAUUCUCAUUCUGAAUCAUUGACUUCUGUUGCUGCGAUGGCGCAACCCACUGACGAAAUCAUGAUCCUCGGCGAUUUCAACCUUUCUACAAUAAAGUGGCGUUCCAUUCAUAACGGAUUUCUACAACCCGACCCAGACGAAUCUGUUUUUCAUCCUGGCAGCAUUACUCUUCUGGAUGGCUAUAGCACGGCUACACUUCUGCAGAUUAACAGCACAACGAACGAGAACGACCGGAUUUUAGAUCUAUGCUUCGUUAAUGCCAGAGAUCAAUCGCCGCAUAUUUCCACCGCCCUCGCCCCGCUAGUAAAAUCCGUUCGCACCCUUUCACUCUACCACUAUCGGCAGAAGGCCGACAGCACCCUGUCGUCGCCGGUCUAA